UCUUACAAUGAAUCACAGCCAAGUCUAGAUAACAGCCUGAAAGACUCUUCACUAAUUUAACGUAAAGUUGAAUUUUUGUUGAACAAAUAGCGUCGGGAAUUAGUCACACGUAUAAUUAGACACGUAACUACAGCCAGGGGAAUAAGUUGCGGAGUGUUUUCUGCAUUUGAUAUAAAUUAAGUGUUUUUUAAACAAGGAAAUCGUGCGAGGCUAACGUAAUGUAGCAAGCUAAUCUCGGUUAGUAAUCUCAGUUAUCCAUCUGCCAACUCUCUUCUCGCAGACUGUAAUCCCACACUGAGGUAUGACUGAGUACAAGCUUGUGGUGGUUGGUGCAGGAGGUGUGGGGAAGAGCGCUCUCACCAUUCAGCUCAUCCAGAACCACUUUGUUGAUGAAUAUGAUCCAACCAUUGAGGACUCGUACAGAAAACAGGUGGUGAUCGAUGGUGAGACGUGUCUGUUGGACAUCCUGGACACUGCAGGCCAGGAGGAGUACAGCGCCAUGAGGGACCAGUACAUGAGGACAGGAGAGGGCUUCCUUUGUGUGUUUGCCAUCAACAACACAAAGUCCUUUGAGGACGUUCACCUCUACAGAGAGCAGAUCAACAGGGUGAAGGACAGUGACAGUGUCCCCAUGGUGCUGGUGGGAAAUAAGAGCGACCUGAGUACCCGCACUGUGGAGACACGACAGGCACAGGAGCUGGCACGAAGCUACAGUGUGCCCUUUGUUGAGACCUCAGCCAAAACCAGACAGGGAGUGGAGGAGGCUUUCUAUUCACUGGUGCGGGAAAUUCGAAGAUAUAAGGAGACCAACCGCAGCAACAAGAAGAGCAAGAAGAACUCUCAGAGACGUUGUUCAAUACUAUAGCAAACCACACACAUAGCACCAGGAUCCCUUAUGGCACUUGUUUCAUGCUCCCUCACUUACAGGUUUCAGGUGUAGCAAAAUCCAUUUCUACUGCUGUCACAGAUUCUACUAACUGUAUGCUGCCACAGGGUUUCCCAUUAAUUAAUUUUUUUGUGCAGUCACUUUUCUGUUUUGAUGAUCAAACAAUGGGAAACUACACUUUUGGGUCGAAUUUGUCGUUAGGUCAGCAUAUGUGAAAACUUUAAUUGGAUAAUGUGGUAGAAAGAUUUGUGAGAAGUUGUCUUUAUAGAUACUUUUUUUGUACGUAUAUAAUGUGGCCAGUUUGUUUUCAGCCCCGCGUGAUUGUAGGGGUCAAGGGUUUACUGCGGUGCAUCACUGCACUUUGCGCUGUUACAUCAGGUUAUGAUCUGAACUCAAAUCUCCUGGAUUUAUUACACCGUUCAGGUGAAUUGUUCAGUCUACAUCAGACUUCACAGAACAGCAAUAUAUAGUUAAUGAAAGUACUGUGAGACAGCUUCACCAGUAACAAAAUCCUCAGAUCUGUGUUCCAGACUCUUUGGUGCACUUUAUCCAUUUCAUAUUGUAUUUAUUAGUGUAUAAUUUGGGAUUAGUGAUUAAUUGUACUCAAAACAUCUUACAGUAUGUCUUAUCAAACGGAUUGAGAACUGUGUCAAGAGGCUAGUUGAAAGUUGAGUCCUGCUUCCAUAAUUUCACGCCUUCUUUAUCAUUGGAAGUGUCCUGCUGUUUGCACAAUCCAUCCAGUCGCACUAUAUUCCAAAGUCCACUUUAGUGCCAUUUUUUUGUUAGUCUGUGUGUUGGUGGUGCUUUCAGUUAGGUAACUGUGUUCAGAGCAUCUAGUGUGUGCGCAAAUAUCCUUGUGAUGACAUGAAACCAUGGGGUGGUUUAUGUUCUAAAAAGACCUGGGUUCACGACCCGGUCUGACCGAGGGCCUUUCUGCAUGGAGUUUGCAUGUUCUCCCUAUGUGUGCAUAGGUUUUUACCAGGUUCUCCGUGGUUCCUCCCACAGUCCAAAAACAUGCAGAAGUUAAUUGAACACUCUAAAUUGCCUGUAGAUGUUACUGUGUGAGUGAAUGGUUGUUUGUGUGUGUUGGCCCUGCAUUGGACCGGCGACCUUUCAAGGUGUUCUCUCAUGAGGAGGAUAAAGCAGUAGACGAUGGAUGGUGUACUUUGAUAAAUACUCACUCUUAAUGCAAUUGAUUUUUACAUUUCUAUUUUUGUAGUUUUGCAAUUGACCAGCAUCUGCUUUAAGAAACAGCUGUCCACAUGAUGUCAUCCAUAUCCAAGACUCCUAAUUUCCGAAUGUAAUGCAAUACAAAUAUUUGAUGUGAUCAGAACACACCUGUCACUUACAGCUUUGUAGGUGACAUCACUGUAUUGCACUCUUCUGUAACCAACAAGUAAAUGUCUGUAGCUUUUA
This is a messenger RNA of Solea senegalensis (Senegalese sole), 2302 nucleotides long. RefSeq names its product GTPase KRas. The transcript has 5 exons. Gene Ontology annotation, biological process: Ras protein signal transduction. The record is from RefSeq and is a predicted model, not a curated record. NCBI's taxonomy places the organism in Eukaryota, Metazoa, Chordata, Actinopteri, Pleuronectiformes, Soleidae. Gene Ontology annotation, cellular component: plasma membrane. Gene Ontology annotation, molecular function: GTPase activity; GTP binding; GDP binding. The coding region runs from base 302 to 865 and encodes 187 amino acids.